UCUGCGUGUGUCAGUAUGUCUCUCCUGCCGUCAAUUUCGAGCAACAAUUUGACUGAAAUUGAUUCCCUGCGUCUGAAUGGACAAAUUGGAGUUUUCUCUCCGUCAUCUGUGAAGAAGCAAAAUUACGAAGGAUCUUUUGUCGUCGCUCAUGACGACAGAGCCUUCUAUUGCGUUUUGCGUCACAAAGAUCCUCGACAACCGCUAGUACAGAAAGUUAAACUUAACAACACAACGAAAAUUCAAGACAAGCCUAAUGGAAUUGUAGUCAUAGCAGACAAUGGAACAAUCAUUCGAAUUAGUGCACAUGAUGGCAAACGAGGAAAUGAUACAAACUUUUGUAUUGUUCUUCGAUCAGCCGUGGCUUUACUGAAAAGAAUAACUAAAGACGGCCUUACUGUAGGAGAAUACAAAGGAACACAAAGGAAAAAAUCUGGACCGCUUGAUUGUGCGUCUCGUUAUUCUGCACAAAUGUUUGAGUUUAGUAGCAGUGAAGAAGAUGAGAAUUCAGUUGUGAACACAUCUGACCGUCAUGAGCAGCCAUCUCAGCCAGUCUCUUUUCUCAAUCCAAAUGCAACAGACUGGAUAACUCAAGAUAGAACCUAUGGUAGAGCAAAUGGUAUUUCGUUUUUGUCCAACAUAGACAAGGAUUUGAUGAGAGAGUCUAAGCCCAAGGCCAGUCCCAAACCUCCUAGUUAUGGGAAGAGACAGGUUUUAGCAGCACAAGACAAUAUUGAAAAGAAAUCUUCCCCAAAUUCAUUUUACGGAGUUGACGGCGACAACAGCAGUGACGACUUUACACCUUCAUCAUAUUCGCAUAGUGCAAGGUUCUCUAGUCAAGUGAAUGUUGUUGGUAGUAAAAGAUUGCUUCCAUUUAUUUCUGCUUCACCAAGUAACCAGCCAAAGAACACUAAUCAUAACAGAUCUUUGUCUCAAUCACAGUCUAGUCAUUCAUCCAUAAUGUCAUCAUUUCGACAGUCAACACUCAGCAUUCCUUAUACAUCACAGUCGGGGUUUUCUAAUCUUGGAAAUACGUGUUACAUGAAUUCAAUACUCCAGGCAUUGUUAGGACUGAAAUCAUUUGCGGAAGAUCUCAAAGCAAGUGAUACGUUAGAACGAAUGGGCAAAGGGAGCUUUUACAGGGCACUGCAUGGAUUAUUGGUAGCAAAAGAGAACAGGGCAAAGUCUGAUGUGAGACGAGAUGCACUGUGUGAUGUGAAGAAGUGUCUUGAGACAGCUGUAGGGAGAUACAGAGGAGGACGACAGCAGGAUGCUCAUGAAUUCUUGUGCUUUGUAUUCGACCUAUUGGAUUCAGAAGUGGAGCAAGCGGCGAAGAGGGCGAUGGAAGACCUCUCAUUCUCCCAUCUUACACCAGCAUCGCUUCAUAGUCCAGUAACAGUUAACUUUGCAUGCAACACUCGCAGCACAUUAGUGUGCAAGGGGUGUGGCCACAAGAAUUUCACAGACGAAAUGUUUCUAACAUUUCCUAUUGCAUUGUCUGAUUCAAGACCAGCUGUUGGAGUAGCUUCUGUACAGUCAAUGUUUAUUGGGUUUUUUGAUGACUAUGAAGUUGGGCACAACUGUGGAUGUGGACAUGGAAAGGGUACUGUUAGUCGAAGCGUAACAAGUUUGCCAAGGGUGUUGGUUGUGUUUUUGAAACGAUACCAACUUGUAAACCAAACUUACAUGAAACGAACAGAUAGAGUUCGAAUUCCUCGUAUUCUUUCACUUGAUGACGUUUGCGAUGUGCGAGUGAAGCCUCCUCAUGACUUUGUGUGUAAAAAGGAAACUAAAGUUAGUCCUGCCGAUAAUUCUAAGAGAAACGAAUGCCCUAGUCCAUCACUGUUACGGGACAAGUGGAAACAGACAGAAAUCCCUAAGUUGCAUUACCAGCUAAGGCUAUCUCCUGCAGCUGAAAAGUUGAAGGCUCGAACCGAUUUGUACAUACAGAACAUGUCAGAGGAUGAGCAACUAAAAAUGGCAUUAGAGCAAAGUCAGUGCACAGUGGAGAACCAGACUGCAUUAAGAGUGUUACCAUCUAAGGAACCGGCAAGUAACGUGAUGAACAAUCAGGCACCAUUGAGACGAGAUAAACCCUUAUCUGAAUGGUCAGAAGAGGAACAGAUUCAGAGAGCUAUAGAAGAAAGCAAAUUGUUAUUAAACAAUCAACACCAUCAUAGUUGUGACAAGAUGGAUUUCGAGACAAACAAAGAAAAUUGGGUGGUUCUGAGGAUUCCGGGCCAAUUAGAUGGAACUGAUAGACAGUCUCCAAAUAGUGAGUCUGUUUAUGAAAGCAGUGGAAACACACCUUUUUUGUUUACGAAAAGAAAGAGUUUGUCUGGUGAUAAACGAAAGCGUGAGAACAGUGUGGAGCCGAUCAUGAAAUUAGUUGAAGACAAUGGCCCUUCGAGUCGCUCGAGGAAACGACUUUGCUUAGAUACACCAAGCACAGAACAGCUGGUUACACAACUGAGUGGAGAAAACUCUAGUGUCACACCUGUUCAGCCAUUUACUUUGUCAGACAGCGAUGAAGAUGAAGAGUUCUCUAAAGCCAUGUUUAUUGAUGCCAGUAGUGGCAAGCAACAUGUUGCUGGAAAUACGCCAAUGGAGGCGAGUAGGGAGAGCUUGCAAGAUGCUGACAGCCACGAAACAGAAAAGAAAAAUUUAGCAAAAGCCAUGGCUUGCAGUUUGGCAGAACAUCAUGAUAUGAUGACCGAGGAAGAACAGUUAAAACAUGCUUUGAGUCUGAGCUUACAGGAGUGUGGUGAUGUACAGUGUUUGGAUUUGGGUGAAAGCAGUGAUGAUGAGAUGAUACCCGACAGUGAAGUAGAACCAAAAAUUGGCAAUGAGAGACAUGCCUAUCGUCUGGUCAGUGUGGUGAGUCAUAUCGGAAAAGGUUCAAGAACAGGGCAUUACUUGUGUGAUGUGUACGAUCCGACUGCAAGAGUAUGGAAAAGCUGUGACGAUUCUACUGUUAGAGAUAUUGAGGAGUUGGAGGUUCGACAGAAGAGAAGUACGACUGGCUACAUAUUCUUCUAUAUGCACAAAAAAAUAUUUUCUGCUAUUGACAUCAAGAAGUCCUGAAGAUUGUUAUAUUACUUUGAAUUCUUUUGUAAGUAAUGAGAUAGUAGAACAAAUGGAUUAAUAGGCGACCGUAACAAUAGACAAUACUCCAAGGCUGUGGUCACG
Messenger RNA from Corticium candelabrum, 3186 nucleotides. RefSeq names its product ubiquitin carboxyl-terminal hydrolase 37-like. The record is from RefSeq and is a predicted model, not a curated record. Bases 16 to 3081 code for a protein of 1021 amino acids. Gene Ontology annotation, molecular function: cysteine-type deubiquitinase activity. Gene Ontology annotation, biological process: protein deubiquitination. The transcript is spliced from 22 exons. Gene Ontology annotation, cellular component: cytoplasm. NCBI's taxonomy places the organism in Eukaryota, Metazoa, Porifera, Homoscleromorpha, Homosclerophorida, Plakinidae.